UCUCUCGCCAUCCCCGCGUCGCCGGCGGCCGGAACGCGGCCCGCAGGCCUCGGCGUCCUGGAGCGCAGGCUAGUGGAUUCAUAUUUAAAAUGGAAGUUGACAUUAAUGGAGAAUCUAGGUCUGUUCUAGCAACUCUCCCCUUGCCUAUUGCUGAGGUGAGUGCCACAGGCAAGACAGACUCUGAGAAACCUCGCUGCUCCAGCACACCAUGUUCGCCAAUGCACCAGACUGUUUCAGGCUAUCAGAUCCUCCACAUGGAUUCCAACUACUUGGUUGGCUUCACUACAGGGGAGGAACUUCUGAAAUUAGCCCAGAAGUGCACUGUAGGGGAGGAGAAGAAAGUAGAAGCGGUAGUGCCUACCUUGCGUUCCAAGCAGCUUGAUUCAGGACUUUCCCGCUCCUCCCGGAUGUGUAAAGCUAGAAGCAGAUAUUACCAGCCUUAUGAGAUCCCAGCAAUCAAUGGCCGUAGAAGGCGACGGAUGCCCAGCUCAGGGGAUAAGUGCAACAAGCCUGUACCUUAUGAACCCUACAAGGCGUUUCAUGGUCCUUUGCCUCUUUGCCUUUUCAAAGGUAAAAGGGCUCACUCUAAAUCCCUAGACUACCUCAAUUUAGACAGAAUGAACAUCAAGGAACCAGCUGAUACGGAAGUGCUUCAGUACCAGCUACAACACCUCACCCUGAGAGGAGACCGUAUGUUUGCUAGGAGCAGCACAUGAAGAUAAAUGGUCCUUGGUUCUUCUUACAUCGAAAUCCUCUGUAUAAUGUGGACAGACAGUCGCACACAUGGUACUUGAUUGUAUCAACAAAGUGUUACCAGACCAUAAUUUAUAUGAGUAAGAUUAUGAAGAUGGGGGUGGGGGGUAUUGUGGAAGAAACUACUGGAAAAUUCUGACUGCAGAUAUCAAUAGAAUACUAACAAAACAGAAGGAUUUGCACAUGGAUACCUAGAAUUUAUAGCAAUGUUACACUCAGAAAUCAAUGAACUGUGAUUUGUGUUUCUGACUGGGCUUGCUGUAAGAAACUACUCAUGGAUAAGCACUGAAAUACACUCUUAAUAUUGAAACAUAUGUGUAUAUGCAAUGACUUUUGCAUUAUAGGAAUAAUGAUUGACUAAGACCACAUUCUUUAAAAUAAUCCAGUUUACAUAUAUUAUAACUGGUUUUGCACUGGAAAUGGGGAAAGAAAUCACUGAUACAAUUAAGCUUGAGUACUUAAGUUACUAGAGCUGGCUUUUUUAUGUAAUUGAAUUAAUUUUCAUAUUUCAAAUUGAUUUCAGUGUAAAUGAAGAACAAAAAGCUAAUACAUUCUGAAAGAGGAAAAUAAUAGAAGGCAAAUCGACUUUUUAUUGUUUUAACACAUAAAUGGGAACUUUUAUGUUGUGUGUAUAUAAAUCGUGAAUACAUUUUAGCACUUCAUCUGAACAUUCCAAUUUAUUUUCAGCACUGAACACUACUUUUAACAUCUUAAUUUGGUCUCUGAUUUUUUUAAGCCUUCAGUGUUUUUACUGGCUAAUGAAUGAUGUCAAACACGCUGGCUUUAACUGUUUGUUUUAAAAGUCAUCUCAAAACAAAUUUAACCAUGUCUAAUCAUAGCAUUUAAAAAUUAUCUUGUGUUUUGUUUCAUUUUGUUUUAACCUUAAGAUAUGCUGCUUAUUAUUUAAGCAAUGUGCAACCAUGUUAUGUUUUGGGUCUGUAAGUUACUUAGAAGUGAUUACUUAAUAUUUUGGGAAAGGGUAAGGGGAAGUUUAAAUUAUUUGUGAAAUAAACUUUAUCAUUCCUGGUACAGUUCUGACUUUCCUGAGUGGAAAGAUUGAAUAGUUUUUGUCUUUUAAGAGAAGAUGCAGUGGCAUGUGCUUUGGAAGUAUAGCAUCCAUUGCCUCUUUGACACUUUCCCCCCAACAUUAUGUCCAGCUUGCAGUGCAAAAUCUGUGCAUAGGUUUUGUUUAACUUUAAGGGAAUACUUGUAAUUUUUACAAGUCACUAUGUUGUAGUGAGGAAUUAUUUCUGAAGAAACUGUUCUACAUAGCCUAUAGUUUGAGCAGAAGAGUACUGUCCAAUGCCAAAGAGAGGGGUUUUACAUUUAUUGAUUAAUCAUUAUUUAUUGAUUUUACCCUAUGAAAUGACAUUGUUGACUUAUGGAAUAAAAGGCUGAUGUGCAUACA
This is a messenger RNA of Varanus komodoensis (Komodo dragon), 2161 nucleotides long. RefSeq names its product macrophage immunometabolism regulator (gene MACIR). NCBI's taxonomy places the organism in Eukaryota, Metazoa, Chordata, Lepidosauria, Squamata, Varanidae. The record is from RefSeq and is a predicted model, not a curated record. The transcript has 2 exons. Bases 90 to 716 code for a protein of 208 amino acids. Gene Ontology annotation, biological process: negative regulation of fibroblast migration; negative regulation of cytokine production involved in inflammatory response.